CUAAACUCACCGAUACUGGGUAGUUCUCGAUUUUUCAUCGAAAUAUCGAGACAAUCGCGCACCUCACUAAGGUGCUUAGUACAUUUUGACACUCUGGAUUUUUGGUGGUCUCGUCGAGAUAGAGUAUGUGAGAAAAAUCAUUGUUUGUUAGUAAUUAGGCAGGUGUUAUUUAUCGCGGAUAAUGUUCUAAUAUGUUAGUCGUUAUUGAUUUAAUAUCGAAUAGUAGUUUGUCUGUAUUCACUAAGUGUUCGUCUGUUGAGCGUGCCAUUCAUAGAUUUCUCAGAUAGAUCUGUGCUCAGAGAGGAAGAUGACGGUUUUGAUCUACAAUAGUGAUAUUAUUUUCGCAUAAUUGUGUUUAUUAUUCACGAUGAGUACGAUAACAAGAUCUGCUAGAGUCAGUUUAAAGCCGAUUGAAGUGCCGAAGGCUUUACAGGAGGGAGAAAAAUUCAUCAAGUGGGAUGAGGACUCUGGAACAGGUCUGCCCGUCACCCUGCGGGUGGACCCUAAGGGCUACUUCCUCUACUGGACUGACCAGAACAUGGAGGUGGAGAUGCUGGACAUUGCCACUAUCAGGGAUGUCAGGACAGGAGGACAUGCUAAAGUACCAAAAGACCCUAAGAUCCGUAACGUAGUGCUGAUCGGCUCUCAAGGUUCUCUAGAGGAAAAGACUGUCACCGUAUGUCAUGGCGCCGAUUUCGUCAACGUUACGUUCAUAAAUUUCUGCUGCACUAGAAAGGAAAUUGCACAGCUAUGGACCGAAGGCUUGUUCACGAUGGCGUACAACUUGAACCAACUAAACAACCCGACGAUCAAGUUUCUGGAGAAGUUACACACGAAGAUCACACUUAAAGCGGACAAGUCGGGGAAGAUUCUCGUUAAAAACAUCGUGAAGCUGCUAGCACAGAACAAAGAGGAUAAGAAGCGUGUGGAGAAAGCCCUCAGCGAGUCUGGUCUCCCCACGGGGAAGAAUGACACCAUCAGCCAGUGCAAGUUCCAGUUCGAAGACUUCUUCGCCUUCUAUAAGAACCUCACUCAGAGGACUGAAGUGCAGAAGAUUUUCAACAAUCUAACGGACGGCAAGCCGCAUCUGUCCGCCAACCAACUGGUCGAGUUCCUCAACGUGGUACAGAGGGACCCGAGACUCAACGAGAUCCUACACCCUUACGCCGACUUGCAACGUGCCAAAGACCUCAUAAAAACUUACGAACAUAAUAAAUAUCAUCAGCAACGCUCUCAACUCACUUUCGAUGGAUUCUUAAGGUUUCUAAUGUCGGAGGACAACCCGAUAGUGGCGCCGAACAAACUGGACCUGUGUGAUGACAUGGAGCAGCCGCUAGCACACUACUUCAUCAACAGCUCACACAACACGUAUCUAACGGGCCAUCAGAUCACCGGCAAGUCUAGCGUCGAAAUAUAUCGGCAGAGCUUGCUGGCUGGAUGCAGAUGCGUCGAGCUGGACUUUUGGAACGGCCGCACGGACGAGCCGGUCAUCGUACACGGAUACACAUUCGUUCCUGAGAUCAGCGCUAAGGAAGUGCUGGAAGCGAUAGCCGAGAGCGCGUUUAAGACGUCAGACUACCCUGUGAUACUGAGUUUUGAGAACCAUUGCAAUCCGCGGCAGCAAGCGAAGAUCGCCAACUACUGCAGAGAGAUUUUUGGAGAUAUGCUACUCGAUAAACCACUUGAUUCACACCAACUUGAACCUGGAGGGGAACUGCCUCCGCCUUCGAUGCUUCGCAACAAGAUCAUUAUAAAGAACAAGAAGAAGCACCACCAUCAUCACAAGAAGGAUGACUCCGUCGCGUCCGAGGAGAGCGAGCCGCGUCCGGAGGUACCGCAGGGGAACGGAGAAGUUAUUGCAGCUGCUCUCACACGUCAAGGGUCAUCAGAAUCAUCGGACUCGGAGAGUUCGUCAGGCGAGGAGGAGGCGGGCGGCGUGGACAGCGCGGUGGGGGAGGACGCGCGCGAGACUCACGCCGGCGCAGAGAUCUCCGCGCUCGUUAACUACGUGCAGCCCGUACACUUCAGCUCCUUCGAGAACUCAGAGAAAAAGAACCGUUUCUACGAGAUGUCUUCGUUUGAUGAGAAACAAGCCACGACUCUGCUGAAGGAGCGCCCCAUAGAGUUCGUGAACUACAACAAACACCAGUUGUCGCGAGUCUAUCCCGCGGGAACUCGCUUCGACUCCUCCAACUUCAUGCCGCAGGUUUUCUGGAACGCUGGGUGCCAAUUAGUCGCGCUCAACUAUCAGACGCUCGAUCUGGCGAUGCAGCUCAACCUCGGCACGUAUGAGUACAACAGACGCUGCGGGUAUCUACUCAAACCUGAGUUUAUGAGGAGAAAGGAUCGUCGUCUCGACCCUUUCGCAGAGAGCACAGUAGACGGCAUCAUAGCCGGUACGCUAUCCGUGACGGUUCUCUCCGGUCAGCUGUUGACUGACAAGCGCUGCGGUACCUACGUGGAAGUAGACAUGUUCGGUCUACCAGCUGAUACUGUGCGCAAGAAGUUCAGGACGAGAGUCGCUCCUAAUAACGGGAUCAAUCCCGUCUAUGGAGAGGAACCGUUUGUGUUUAAGAAGGUGGUCUUACCCGAGCUGGCGAUGAUCCGCAUAGCGGCUCAUGAAGAGAGCGGUCGUCUUGUAGGGCACCGAGUGCUGCCCGUCCUGGGGCUGUGUCCCGGCUACCGACACGUCAACCUUCGCACUGAGCUAGGGCUGCCGCUACCAGCUAGCCUGCUGCUACUUGUUGUAGUCAAGGACUACGUUCCGGACCGGCUUUCGGAGCUAGCAGAAGCAUUAGCGAACCCCAUAAAGUACCAGAGCGAGCUGGACAAGCGCGAGCACCAGCUGGCCAAGCUCACGGAGGACACGGACGUGCCCAGCGAGGCCAGGCCCGAGCGGCCCGAGCGCGCCGAGCGACACGAGCGACACGACGCCAAGCGGAACAACGUGCAGCCGAUAAGGGCAGAGGAUGCUCCUGAAGGUAGUCCUCUAAAAGAAGCCGUUUUGGAAACUAAGAAGCUUAUUGAGAAUGAAAUAGUCUCGUCACCAGUACCUGUGAACGACAAAAACUCUCAUGAAACGGAGAGCAAAACCAACGGCACGUCAGACGAGUCGCUAGCGGAAGCGCUUGAAGCGCUCCUCUCACUGAAGGUGGUUCGUAGCAAGCAGGAAGACUUGGCUCGAAAGCUGGACGCCUUGAGACGUAAAUACGAUAAGGAGAAGAAACCCGCCACGUCCAAGUUCUACGUCAGUAAUGCUAAGAAACAACUCCAGAAACGACUGUCUACGAAGAACAUUACGGAGCCUGUGGGCGGGGCGGAGGAGGGCGGCGCGGGCGGCAGCGCGGGCGCGGAGUGGCUGCAGCUGGAGCGCGAGCUGCGCCUCAAGUGCCACCACGCCGUGUACGCCGCGCUCGAGAAGCAUGUGCGCCAGGACCAGCACACGCAGAUGAAGGCGCUCGCUGAUGCGUUAGAAGUAGACAAGAAAGAAAUAUUAACUAGAUUAGCAAAUUCACGGAAGGAGGACGUAAAAGCAUUAGCCAAGAAGACAAACAGAGAUAAGGAUGAAAUCAACAGAAUAAAGCGAGAAAUACAUUCUCAGAGUGUGGAGCGCGGCGUGGCGGAGUGUUGCCGCCUGGAGCAGAAGUACGCCGUCAAGCGGGAGCAGCUCGCGCGGGCACACGACCGCCUGCUGCAGCUGCUGCUCAAGCGUCGCGAACAGGACCUGCUGGAGUUGGAGCGCAUGUGUGGCGAGGCGGGCGAGGGCUAGAGGCGGGCGCGGGCCGCUCGGAACUGUGAUAUUAUCGCCUAGGGAGAGCCGCACUGGCGCCAGCCGCCCGGGCGCGCUCAGACCUCCCGAAUAGCGCGAAUAUUUCUCGACUAACCUUAAGAUUGUCCUCGUAAUGAACCUACUCUAUCAUAAGAAGUGUGUCUUGGAGUCUUUGUAUUGCUGCAUUUAAUUGAAUUAGUCGAUAGCGGUUUGCAUGUUGUACUAACGCUUCCCCGACGUCGAGUGUGACGCGCCGCCGGCCGCGCCCGGCUCUAUACAUAUCUAAUGCACAACAUACUGGUUUUCAGAGGGUAAUUUAUCUCGUACCUAAUUAUUUCGUACAAUCUCACUAAUAGAUCUUCCUUUAUAUACAUGUAUGUAGGUGUAGCUAAUAUUAAUUCCAUAUACAGUAAAAUUUAAAUUAUUAUGAAAUUGAUUCUUAUGAUGGUUAUUCCAAUAUUUUCUGGUUAGUGAAUGCGUUUCGAAAGGCGAGAGUUUAAAAAUCUAUUGUUUAUUAUAUUCAAAACACUUAUAAAGUUUAUUCAUUGAUUUAUUGGAAUUGAUAUAAAUGUUUUGUAAUGCACUCGUUACAAAUUAGGUACGGACAUAAUAUAACACGUGCGUUUUACAUUUUAAUUGUCACGUUUUAAUAUAUUAAUUGUGGAGCUUACCCUGUGUAGUUAAGUGACAGUUAAUACAAUUCGGGUUGAGGAAAUAUAAUAAACCUUUUUUAAUCUGUGAUUUGUCGUAAAGGAUAUAGAUUAGACAUACGCACUUACUUAUCAAAGUAUUCAUCUGGUCACUAAGCUACACCGCGUGCACCAUCCGUGUAGUGUUUAUAAGUACCAUAUAUUAUGUAUAACGGCUUAUUUUGCAUUGUUUAAUCGUACUAACAGAUGUCAGUAACAGUAGGUUGUAGAAUUAACAUUCCAUUUUUUCGCUUAGUCAUUAUAUGCCGUUAAGUCUGCGUUUACACUUGAGGUGCGUAGCGAAGAAUGUUUUAAGAAAAAUAACGAAAUUUUUCAUUAAUAAAAGCGUCAGUAGUAAGGCUAAGUAAAAGAAGCUUGGUAAUAAAAAUAAAAUCUUACGCUACGCACUUUUGGUGGAAAAGCAGUUUUAUAGAGGUAUUAGUUAUUAUGGGCCAUUGCACUGAUAUCUGAUCUAGUGGUGAAACUCCAAAUAUGUUUAGUCAGUCUCGAAAGACAAGUUUCAAACACAACUAUUAUAGACAAUACAAUUUAGAAUUUAAUAGAUAGUUUAAUAGUACACAAGCAAUAGUCGGUAAAACAGUUAACCUUUGAAUUGUAGAAAAGAGUUCAUAGUUGGCGGCAAACUUUUUGCCGACGACUUUCCAAGUGAAAUAAUAAAUCAAUAUAAUUCCAAAAAUAAAAAGUAUCGUGCCAAUAACAACACCAUCUAAGAUAUUUAAGUUACAAUUCACUGCCAAUAGUAUUAUCAAAGGCUUGUGUCUUGUACUAGCAGCCUUAGACGAGCCUCUAGUAGUUAGUAGCUCCGUUCGAUGGUUCAACACAGAUCUUAUGUACUUCCAAACGUAUUGAAUAAGGAUUUUAAUAUUAAUAAUGAAAAUUUUAAUAUCAUAUUUCGUUAAAUAAGUCUUCCCUUUAUUUCCGAACGGCCCACAUUCUGUUCGAAACUAAAUUAAUUAUGUCUGUAUUUCUAAUUGAAAUUGAGCUGUUAAUACUGAUCUAGUAUUAAAUAUUUAUCAUUAAACAAGCGGGUUUUAUAUCCAAUAAGUCCGUUAAUUGAUAAAAUAGUGGACUAAAGUGAAACAACAAAUUUUAAUGCACUUGUUUUCUUGAACAAGACAAAAUUGAUUUAGUUUGUGGGCAACAGAAUCGUAGCAAUAUCAAUAGUAAUCAGAAUAGAACGCUUCCAAUAGUGUACGAGUCACGUGGCUUCAUUAGUGGAAUAUGUAACUGUAUUACGGGUUUUAUUUAUAAUAUAGGGUGUUUUAUUCAAUGGUGCUUCUUCAUAGGCUCAAAGUACUUAAAUAUUACUGAACAUUACCACUUAAACUUGGUAGCGAGUAAGGUUUUGAAUCGUCACAAUUUCGUUUCUUGUUAAAGUUUAAAUUUGUUCACAUAAUAGUUAGAGUAGAUUAGAUGCAGAUGUAAUAAUAAUAAUUUUCAAUAAUAUAGUCUCCCCUGUAGUGUUUUCUAAAUGUUUCAUUUUUGCGAGUCGUAUUGUUCAAUAAGUACCAGCAAUAAUAUAUUAUAAAUAGUGUUUACAUCCGUCUCCUCUAAACGAAGAUUGCAAUAAAUAAUAUUACGAUAUUCACUACUUUACAUAGGUUUAAGGAGAUUGCUCGCUUGGACACGUUUUUGUGCCCCUUUUCAUGGUAACACUGCCUCAAGUCUUGUGUGCUUGGUGUCGCAAAUGUGUCCAAGCGAGCACAUAAUGUAACUCGAUAGUGCAAUAUUAACUUAUGACUCGGCUGUUGCUAAUACACUGACUUAUGCACUUUCCGGACCGAUUUUUAGGGGAUAUCUAUAUUUAGUAGUUGCCAAAAUUUAGGUAAUUUUCAAUUAGUAUGAUAGAGUUACGGCAAUCUUGCAGUACAAUAGUUUCAUGCGAUUUUCGAUUUUGGUCCAUUGAUCGAUAUUUAGAUUUCGAGUCUUGACUAUACUUGCCUUGUCAUCCAUUUUUGAAGUAUGUCGUGCCGUGGAUGCCUUUCUAAACUAACUAACUUCUAGGUAGAUGAAAACUCACUUGAUUUUUCUUUGAUCAGAUAAAACAGUAUGAAAUGAACUUACAGUGUUUCUUUGUUUUAGUGUCAAAAUGUACACGCUCACGGCACGAUGAACACGAUAUAUAUUUUUAUCACUGGUGGUCAGUGACAAAGAGAGUGGCCAUUAUUUUUAUUAUAUUUAUCAAAAUGUUUUCUGUACAAAAAUACUAGUUAUCGAAUAAGUGCCAUGAAUGUAAUGAUUUUUCGGUCCCAUGUAUUUAUUAACUUUUAAACCUACUUUAUAAUACAUUUAUUAUUGUUAAAAUUAAAUUUUAGAUGCUGUUAAGAUUAUUUGUGGCGUCGUAUGGAGAUGAUUACUGAAUGAGAUUAAGUAAGAAGCAUUUAAAGACAAACGUAACAUUAACUUUAAGAUAACUGAUUGUACUAGUGUGGGGCCGGUACUGACGUCACAAAUAAUCUCAAUUUAAAACAAGAAAGUAAAAAAUGGAAACAGGGAACCUCUACUAUCUCUCGACUAUAUUUAUUGAUCUGUCUAUGCUGUAACGUAUGUAUUUGACACAAUAGAUGCUAAAUUUAAUAUAGAGAAAUGUGAGGUUAUAUCAAUGUGUUUAGAUGUAAUACUAUGGAUGUAAUAUAGAUUCCCAUUGGAAACUUGUGAUGAUUAGGUUCGUAAUGUAUAGGCACUUCACCGGUAGCGAGGAGGAUGGCUGAGUGUGACCUAGCUUGGUAGCAUUCGUUUAGACGACAACCUGAUGAGCUUAUACGCGGCACUACGUCGCUUUAUAUGAAUUAACUGUUACGUCGGAAAUGCACGAGUGAGGAUACACACUGUGAGUCGGUAGCUAGUCUAGAUUCUGUGGUUAAUACACGUGUUUGUUUUAGUGUUCAGCUGUAGGCACAUGGGAUUAUUUAGAGUUCACAUUGUCAGAUACAGUUGACUGUAGUGUUGUUAUCUCAGCACCUUGUUCGUGAGUGAUUGCGCCACGCCUGCUGCAGUGUGAAGGCAGAUUACACCUGCGAUCACAUUGUUCAGGUCACGGCUACACUUGUAAGGUUAGAAAGCAAUAGAUCUUUAAUAUGGUUCAUGUAAAGGCAGCAUUUUUGAAUUAAUCUCGAUUUUACCGUUCUCCCUACGUCCACAACUAUUUUAGCGAGUAUAUCUCUUCUAAUGACCCGAUUUUGGCAUUGUUAUUCCCGUUCGUUGACACAAAUGAUUGAAUUAGACGUAGAUAUAAUAAUAACCGUGUAACGAGUAGAUAUACGGAUGUUUAAAGUGAAACACGACUUGUUCUUGCCUUGUGUAAUUAAAUUAUUGUCUUUAGGUAAGAUGUAGGUCACGUAUGUUAUGGAAUUAUAACCACAGCAUCUUCGCACUCGUAUUGACCCUUAUUUCACGAAAGGCCUAAGCUUUUUGUUACAUUUAAAUUUCUAAAGGUUUAUUCGCAAUCGUUAGCGUAUUUUUCGAUUUGAAUCGUCUCAUUGCCCUCGUAUAGUGAAACUCCCGUAACUUGGGUUAGACGACGUGCCCCAAAAUUGCCCUAAUAUUUUUAUAUAAAAUAUUUAUUGUCUAUUUAAGAGUAUAUUGAUAUAUUUUAUUCUAAAUUAUAUUAUCUGUCCUGCUUUAAAUAUUUAUUCGUGUAGUAAUCGCUGUGGUCUUGAUGUUUGGCUACAUUGUAUAAUUAAUACCUAUUCAAAGUUCGUGUGAUUCUGCCAACUAGACGUAAGGGUUAUCUCGUAGUAUUUAAUAUUGUAAUCCGACUGCAGCUUCGACGGCGUGAUGUGUGGUACACAGAUGAUUCUACGUAGGAUAAUCUUGGAAGCUAGGUUACACUAAAACUUAGUUGUUAAGUCAAACUCGUAUACUUGUUACAUUUUAUAUUGACUAUUUAUUUAUUGAAGAGUUAUCUGAUUAUAUUUAUUGUAAUGACUAUAUCUCUUAGACUAUUCUACUGUUAUACUUCGAGUGAUGUUAGUUCGCGAGCUAAGCUGCGAUGAGAAAUAUAUUUAGUGUUCUGUAGCUGUCGUCAUCUUGCUUCCAGCGAGUUCCGUUCUCCGUGCGGGUACAGAGGGCGCUGCGUGCGUGUGUUUGUAGUUGUGUUCCUAUACUUGUAUUCUCGAAGGACUUCUCUUCAAUUGCUUCGAAUUGUUUGAGGACAUGUUCGUCUUAUUUGCUCAUACUUUGUACUGAAUCUACUCUCAUCGAUCCUUCCUGCUUAAUGCUUUUUAUACUUCUUAUAGUUUUUCGAUGUUAUACAUUGACGAUUUUUAGACGUGUUUACAUAGUUCUCGUACGGUUGCGGUUUGAUUUUGUAUUAACGCUUUAUUUAUACAAGAGUUUAUUAACUAUAUUAUUUUAUUUUCGCUCUUUUCACACUGUUAUGCAGAUUACAGACUAACCUAUAUUUUUCAAGCUGAUUUUAGAAGGUAUAUUUUUGAUGUCGUUUCCUAAAUGUUUACAAAUUUUAAUUAUAUCUACUGUAAUGUGUAGACCAUGUAAUGUAUCGUCUAACGCAUUAUGGAGUCAUGCCGUUGUAACAUUAAUAUACCUAGUUACUAAGGAUAGGUAUGUACUAUGACUCCGCUUGAUAUGUUUUGUAUUAUACUUACCGAGUUUUUAUUGUCUGGCUGGAAAAUCACCCACUUUAAAUGUUUGUAUAAACUUAAGUAUUAAAAACAAGCUCAGAAAAAUAAUUCCUACGUAUAACAUUAAUUUGUUGUGCACAGAAUAAUUAAACAAACAAAUAUUAUAACUACAAGCUUGGAACUGUAUUUUUUAACAUCCAGACACGUUGUACAGUGGACCAACACGGUGCAACAGUAAGUAAUAACUACAGCUUGCAAAAAUGAACCUUAACCAUUUGACAUAAAGUUCGUUUUAAGGUCAAAAAACUUUUAAAUCCAUACUUGUGCAAAUAUGAUCAAGCGGAGUUAAUUCAAGUGAUCGGCACAUUUCUUAUGAUCUACUUAAUAAGCGACGCUAGUAGCGGGUUGUGAAUAUUAUGAGAGCUAGUUGUAAAUGUUUAACGUUCGAAGCUGCAGUGGAUGUCUGUGUUAGGGAACCUGUGUCGCUUCCCACGGGAGAGCCGCCCGACGCCGAGGCUAGUACUUGGAUGGGGCAUUACAAACUAUUUUAUCGUAUGCAAUUCUUUUUUAUAUUCAAGCAUCGCCAUUGAAUUUGAAAAUUUGUUAUAUCUAUCGUAAAACUUAAUUACAGGCAUGGUAUACAUUAAAACUUAAAAAGAUAUUCAACUUAAUAUCGGUGUACCUAUCUUCAUGUAUUUUAGAUGAUUGAUGAUAAUUCAUAUAGUAGUUUGUAAUGCCGUAUCCAAAAUUCUAAGAUUUCGGCGUUUGAUAUAUUAUAUGUACUAGAAAAUAUACAGUAAUUGGUACAGUUCAUAACAAUUGAUACAUAACACUAUGUCGCUUGAUUUUAAAUACAAAAUAGAUCCGAUCUAUGUAUUUGUGGUUCGUAAAGCUCUUAUUUAACAUUUAAUUUGAUUUGUGAUACAAAUAACCAUCUAUAUUUUUAUUAUAUUUCUGUA
Molecule: messenger RNA, 10021 nt
Organism: Trichoplusia ni (cabbage looper)
Lineage: Eukaryota; Metazoa; Arthropoda; Insecta; Lepidoptera; Noctuidae
Gene: Plc21C
Product: 1-phosphatidylinositol 4,5-bisphosphate phosphodiesterase classes I and II
Exons: 21
Coding region: 368-3769 (1133 amino acids)
Biological process (GO): phosphatidylinositol-mediated signaling; lipid catabolic process
Molecular function (GO): phosphatidylinositol-4,5-bisphosphate phospholipase C activity; calcium ion binding
Source: RefSeq, a predicted model, not a curated record